UGGGUGAGGUGCGUCGGCGCGAGGCGCAUGCGCGCUGGAACCGCCGUGGGCCGUGGAGGGAGGCGUAGGGGCCUGUCCCGGUGAAGGGUGAAGGCGCCCUCCACAGCCCUUUGCCAGACAUGUCUGUCCUUAGAAAAACUUAAGUGGGGAAACAGCAGCUGGAGAUUUCUCCUGUAUAAAGCCUCAUGGUGGAACAUCUCCUUGGUGUUCAGUGGAAGGAUGAAAGCGCCACAUAGGGACUCGAUAUGAAGGGAAAAGGCCCCUCACCGGCACCGUGAGUCUGGCGUCUCCGAGAUGCAGAUUCUACGGCACUCUGAACACACACUGAAAACAGCUCUCCUCUCAAAGAACCCAGUGCUUGUGUCAGAGUAUGAGCAGUUAGCUGCUGGGGAGCAACGUUUAAUGAAUGAAGCCUUCCAGCCAUCCAGUAAUCUGUUUGGACCCAUUACUGUGCAUUCACAGUCAGAUUGGAUCAGCUCCCACCCUGAGGUUCCCCAAGACUUCGAAGAGUUUUUCAGUAAUCCCUGUAGAAAGGAACCCUCUCCAGAGAAACACAUUAUCUAUAUACAGCCCAUUGGCUCUCUAGGCAACACCAAAAUUAUCAGUGAAGAGUAUAUGAAAUGGCUCAAGGGCUACUGUGAAGCAUAUUUCUAUGGUUUGACAGUGAAGUUCUUAGAACCAGUUUCAGUGUCUGCAACAAAGUGUCCCUUUAGAGUGAAUGAACACACAAAAAACCUACAAAUUCAUGCAGGGCGUAUCCUAGCAUUCUUGAAAAAGAAGAAACCCAGAGAUGCCUUCUGCAUUGUGGGGAUUACAAUGAUCGAUCUUUACCCACGGGACUCCUGGAAUUUCGUCUUUGGACAGGCCUCUCUGACAGAUGGUGUGGGGAUAUUCAGCUUUGCCAGGUAUGGCAAGGAUUUCCACAAUUCGAAGUACGAAGGCAAAGUGAAGACCGCAGAGCGAACAUCUUCCAAUGACUAUUCCAUCUUUGAUAACUAUUACAAUCCUGAAAUCACUAGUAUUUUGCUCUUGCGAUCCUGUAAGACUUUAACCCAUGAGAUUGGACACAUUUUUGGACUGCGACACUGCCAGUGGCUUGCGUGCUUGAUGCAAGGCUCCAAUCACUUGGAGGAGUCUGACCGGCGCCCUCUAAACCUUUGCCCUAUCUGCUUACGCAAGCUGCAGUAUGCUAUCGGCUUCAAUAUUGUAGAGAGAUACAAAGCACUGGUGAGGUGGAUCGAUGAGGACUCCAGCGACACAUCAAGAGCAGCUUUGAAGAAUAGUUCUGACCAUGUGAAUUUGGAGAAACCUGUGGAAGCCUUUAAGGAGUGGAGAGAAUGGAUAGCAAGAUGCAUUGAUGUUAUUGAAAAAUAAGGACUUUUAGACAGGAGUAACGGAAAUAAAGUCGGGCACACUAGG
Meriones unguiculatus (Mongolian gerbil) is the source of this 1419-nucleotide messenger RNA. RefSeq names its product archaelysin family metallopeptidase 2 (gene Amz2). The transcript is spliced from 9 exons. Bases 295 to 1374 code for a protein of 359 amino acids. Gene Ontology annotation, molecular function: metallopeptidase activity. The record is from RefSeq and is a predicted model, not a curated record. Gene Ontology annotation, biological process: proteolysis. Lineage: Eukaryota; Metazoa; Chordata; Mammalia; Rodentia; Muridae.